Messenger RNA from Ziziphus jujuba (common jujube), 2646 nucleotides. Its product is annotated as WEB family protein At2g40480. The transcript has 2 exons. Bases 538 to 2322 code for a protein of 594 amino acids. The record is from RefSeq and is a predicted model, not a curated record. NCBI's taxonomy places the organism in Eukaryota, Viridiplantae, Streptophyta, Magnoliopsida, Rosales, Rhamnaceae.
UCCAAACCGCAAUUCACGCUCAGAAAUCAGAUUUAAAAGUGCUUCUCAACCACAACACUCCCUUGUUCUCAUCCCCACACUCUUUAUACCACGUGUCCGCUUCUUAUUCGUUGGAAAAUCAAAGUCUACAAAGUCUAAAGACCACCACCUUACCUCUCUCCCUUUCAACCAAUUAUGAGAAAACACGUGGACGGUCUCACCAAUACGUCACCCUUCCCAAUCUCCAAAAACACUCAAAAGAGAAAAGCUCAGAAGCUCUCUGCUUUCUCUCUCUCAGAAAUCCGGGAAAAAGCUCUCACUCAGCUCACUUUUUACUCACCGAGUGGACCCGACUCUGUUCUGUGACUCUUUACCGACUGAGUCGUGACUCGGUCCCCUCCUCCAAACACCAUCAUCACACUCCCAUCAUCCUCGGUAUCACAUAAAAAAUCUCGAACCCUUUUUCCCCAUCAUGGGUUUGUCGAAAGAGUCCAAUCCAGAAUCCUUAUUAAGCCCCUUCACCUGUGAGAACGCUUCGUUAAGCUCUGGUUUUCUCAAAUGGCGGAAGCGAUGCUGGACUCGCCCUCCGAAGCUGUUCCGGGCACGCCUGGUAUCAGGGAAAUAAGGGCUGAGACGGGUUCGGAUCCAGUCCAUUUCGGUCCGAAUUCGGGUCGGGGUAAUGGACCCGGCGAAAGCACCCCCAGUCCCCCAGGUCCGGGGAUUAGGAAAGUGAGUUUGAGAGCCGAAAUUGAUACUUCCCCUCCAUUCGGGUCGGUCAAGGAGGCCGUGAAUCGUUUUGGUGGCCAUGGACCUUGGAUUCCACUCUACAAACUCGGCGAAAACUAUAAUGAUAAUGAGGAAUUUGACAUAAAGAAAGUGGAGGAACAGGCAGCAGAGUUGGAGAAGGAUCUGAUUGUGAAAGAACUAGAGACACUUGACGUUCUGGAAGAACUAGGAACAACAAAAAGAAUUGUGGAAGAAUUGAAGCGUCAGCUGCAGAAAGAAGCACUGAAAUGCUUGACAGUCCCAACAGAUUUCCAUUCUGAUGAACAUAUGCCACCUCUUGCUAUCAAGGAAAUGAAUAAGGAAAAUUAUAGGAGUCAAGUUAACAAGCAUGAGCAAAUGAUGGGGAAUUCAAGCCCUUGUCCUACAUCUCCAGAUUUGAUCUUGAUGGAGUUGAAGCGAGCAAAACUGAACCUUGGUAAAACUAUAAAUGAUCUUGGGGUGAUUCAAAAUUCUGUUGAAUCUCUAAAUAAGAAAUUGAAAAAAGAGAAAAACUUAAUUGAAAAAACCCGAGAGAGGCUAACAUCAAAGUUUGCAGGGGUGUUAUCUCUGGAGGAGGAGCUGGAAAAUUUGAGGGUGAAGACACCAAUAGCUGAGGAUGCAGAAGCUAACAUCAGUUUCGAGACUAAAAGCAAUUCAAGAGAAAGUCAGCGAGUCAUAAAAAUGGAUGAAGCUGCAAAAUCUGAAGUGCAAAGAGCAAUGCCAAAUAAUGAACUGUCCAGUACCAGCUUUAAGACUGCUGAAAUGAGGUGGGUUGCAGCCAAAAAGAUGGAAGAAGCAGCUAAAGCAGUAGAAGCUGUUGCUCUUGCUGAAAUCAAGGCUCUAAAGAAUAACGAAAUCUCAACAGGGUUUCCCCUGCCAGAGCCUGAGAAGAUGAGUUUCAAUUUCAGGCUGCAAUCUCCUCUGUACUCAAAAGCACACGAAACUACAGGAUGGUCUAACAAGAAGUUAGUAGAUGCCAUGCUCCAAAUUGACGAAGCUCAUACUUCAAAAGUGGCUAUAUUGAAAAAGCUAAAGGAUGCAACAGAAGAAGUUAAAUGCAGUAAACAAGCCUUAGAGGAGGCUUUGAACAGAAUAGAACUUGCAAAUAGAAAGCAACUUGCUGCUGAAGAAGCUCUCCAUAGAUGGAUACCUGAGCAUGAUAAGAUUGGACAGUCAAACUAUAACCCUCCAAACCUAAACAUUUUCCACACAUCUGAACACCAUCACAAGGAUUCUCCAAUGAACAAUGUGAACAGGUCACCGUUAGUAGAUAGCAGUUCUAAGCCUGUUCUAAGACCAACAGUUUCAAUGAGAGAUGUGCUAAGCAGGAAGCAAGUUCUGCAUGAUGAUUAUGGUGGGAGGAAGGAAAUGGGUGGUCACCCUGAAACCCACAAAGUGGCUUUAAGUGAAAUGCUUAAUGCACUGAGAGAGGAUUUGACAUUUCCUCCGAAAGCUGAGAAAGAAGUAAGUGAUCAAAAGCAAUAUUUAACACACAGGAAGAAGUUUGGGUUCAUCCAGAUAUCUCUUCCUUUGUCAAGGCCAAGUAAGAAAAAGAUGCAAUCUCUAAAUGCAAUCUGAAUUCUAGCAGCGUAUUUUGAUCAGCUGUCCCUUGGCUUGGCUGGGGUACCUACAAUUUAUUUCUCUUAUCCUUUGGUGUUUGAAUAAUGCUUCUGGUAAUGUUAGUUUAGUAAAUAUGUUGUUUUAGUGUUCAUCCAUUAUAGUGUAAAGAUCAUUUGUGAUUGAUUUGUUUGUUCUGUGUUGUGCAAUGAAGGCUUAAAAGGGUGCUGCUGUGUAUUUUGCUUAAUCGGAUGUAUUGGAGUGUUUAAGUGUUUUUUUUUUUUUUUUUUGUUUACUAAGACCUUGACAAGAAUGAAUUAUAAAUGAUAUAAUAGCCAUUCAAUA